Messenger RNA from Diuraphis noxia (Russian wheat aphid), 1047 nucleotides. RefSeq lists its product as uncharacterized. The record is from RefSeq and is a predicted model, not a curated record. Lineage: Eukaryota; Metazoa; Arthropoda; Insecta; Hemiptera; Aphididae.
AUGCUAAAAAAUGAAGCAAAAAACUGUUCAAAUAUUUUAAAAAUGUUUUCCAAAUCUAAGGAUAUAGGUAAUAUUAAAAGUAGUAAAAGUAGUAUGAAUGAUACUGAUCAAGAUAUUGUAUGUAGUACAGAAACAGAAUUGACAGAAAAUGUAAAUUAUAAUGCAACUGAAAUAAAUUCUACAAUGUGUACUAGUACUAUUCUUGAAUCAAAUAGUAUUCAUAGCAAUUUUAAUUACUUUCAAAAACCAAUUGCCACUAAAUUAUUUACUGACCAAUUGUACAAGAAAAAAAUUGAAGUUACAAAAAAUAUUAAUAUUGUAGAACGUGUAAUUGAUGUAAUUAAAUUAAUUGGGAAAAGAGGGCUGAGCUUUAGAGGUCAUUUAAAUGAAUCUUCAAGAAGUUUAAAAGAUCCUGCUAUUGAUCAUGGAAAUUUUUUGGAUAUUCUAUUACUUUUGAAAAAAUAUGAUAAAUCAAUAGCAAAUGAUGUUAGAGAAUCAGGAAUGUUUUCGAUACAACUAGAUACAACUCAGGAUAUUUCUGUGCAAGAUCAAUGUUCUGUUGUAGUAAGGUAUGUAAAUUCAAAAGGUGUUCAAGAAAAGUUAUUAUCAGUUGUAACCAUACAAAAAUCAACUGGUAAAAGUUUUGCUGAUAUGUUGGCUAAUAUUCUUACUGAAAAUGACUUGGAUGUUAAGAAAUGUGUUGGUAAUGCUACGGAUGGUGCGGCCAAUAUGCAAGGGCAAUUUAAUGGUUUUUCAGCUUGGCUUGAAAAAUUGUCUCCCAAUCAAGUCCACAUUUKGUGUUAUGCCCACAUAUUAAAUUUAGUUGUCAUUGAGUCUACAAAAUCCCCACUUAAUGCAGCAGCUUUAUUUGUAACAUUGAACGAUGUAGCUAUAUUUUUUAAGGAAUCAUACAAACGAAUGAAUACUUGGGUCGACAUAAUAGAUACAAAUGAUAAAAGAYGACUGCAAGCAAUCGGUAAUACACGAUGGUGGUCCAAGGAGAAAUCUCUAACACAUAUUUUUGGUGAUGAAGGUUUAUAUUUGGAG